Arabidopsis thaliana (thale cress) is the source of this 1297-nucleotide messenger RNA. RefSeq names its product NAD(P)-binding Rossmann-fold superfamily protein. Gene Ontology annotation, molecular function: alcohol dehydrogenase (NADP+) activity; methylglyoxal reductase (NADPH) (acetol producing) activity; oxidoreductase activity, acting on CH-OH group of donors. Gene Ontology annotation, cellular component: chloroplast. The transcript has 4 exons. The record is from RefSeq and is marked reviewed. Bases 54 to 1067 code for a protein of 337 amino acids. NCBI's taxonomy places the organism in Eukaryota, Viridiplantae, Streptophyta, Magnoliopsida, Brassicales, Brassicaceae.
UGUCAGAUCCUAUGUUGAGAUAUAUUGCUACUUCAAUGUAGCAUGUUGUAUAUAUGGCCAUGAAUGUGUUGUGUCGAGUGUUCACUUCGUCAAGAGUCUUAUCAUCAAACGUUACGUUCUCGUUUUCUCAAAUUCCAAACAAUACCAAGAAACCUCUACUUGAAAAGAGAAGAUUAUCGCCGCGUGUGUGCCUAAGAGCGAUGGCGUCUGAGAAACAAAAACAACAUGCACAACCUGGCAAAGAACAUGUCAUGGAAUCAAGCCCACAAUUCUCUAGCUCAGAUUACCAACCUUCCAACAAGCUUCGUGGUAAGGUGGCGUUGAUAACUGGUGGAGACUCUGGGAUUGGUCGAGCCGUGGGAUACUGUUUUGCAUCCGAAGGAGCUACUGUGGCUUUCACUUACGUGAAGGGUCAAGAAGAAAAAGAUGCACAAGAGACCCUACAAAUGUUGAAGGAGGUCAAAACCUCGGACUCCAAGGAACCUAUCGCCAUUCCAACGGAUUUAGGAUUUGACGAAAACUGCAAAAGGGUCGUUGAUGAGGUCGUUAAUGCUUUUGGCCGCAUCGAUGUUUUGAUCAAUAACGCAGCAGAGCAGUACGAGAGCAGCACAAUCGAAGAGAUUGAUGAGCCUAGGCUUGAGCGAGUCUUCCGUACAAACAUCUUUUCUUACUUCUUUCUCACAAGGCAUGCGUUGAAGCAUAUGAAGGAAGGAAGCAGCAUUAUCAACACCACUUCGGUGAAUGCCUACAAGGGAAACGCUUCACUUCUCGACUACACCGCUACAAAAGGAGCGAUUGUGGCGUUUACUCGAGGACUUGCACUUCAGCUAGCUGAGAAAGGAAUCCGUGUCAAUGGUGUGGCUCCUGGUCCAAUAUGGACACCCCUUAUCCCAGCAUCAUUCAAUGAGGAGAAGAUUAAGAAUUUUGGGUCUGAGGUUCCGAUGAAAAGAGCGGGUCAGCCAAUUGAAGUGGCACCAUCCUAUGUUUUCUUGGCGUGUAACCACUGCUCUUCUUACUUCACUGGUCAAGUUCUUCACCCUAAUGGAGGAGCUGUGGUAAAUGCGUAAGCGUGGAGUGGACAAGACCGGUCUUAACGUCUUAGACCAUUAAAUAUGAUAUGAUGAUGUUGUUUGAGUUUAGGGGCUUUUUGUUAUGUUGGUAAUGUGUUACGUCCGUAUAUGUUGGUAAUGUGUUGCGUCCGUACCUUCUGUAGCAAAAGUAUGUGUUUAAUAAAGACUUUACCUCGACAAUAGUCGGGGCCUGUUCCCUUAAAACUAAUAUAGAAGUUUUGUGCAUA